Phalaenopsis equestris is the source of this 316-nucleotide messenger RNA. RefSeq names its product AUGMIN subunit 6-like. The annotation marks the transcript as partial. Gene Ontology annotation, molecular function: microtubule binding. Gene Ontology annotation, biological process: spindle assembly. Gene Ontology annotation, cellular component: mitotic spindle microtubule; HAUS complex. The record is from RefSeq and is a predicted model, not a curated record. The transcript has 2 exons. NCBI's taxonomy places the organism in Eukaryota, Viridiplantae, Streptophyta, Magnoliopsida, Asparagales, Orchidaceae.
GUAUGAAGUGCGAGAGGAGCGAACAGUUUUCUCUUCGGUAGAAAUGGCGACGGACCGUGAAAAGGAGAGAGAGGCAGAGCUGGAGAGUGCUAUGUACACGAAUUGCCUGCUACUCGGCCUGGAUCCGGCUAUCAUUGGCGUGGGCGGGGCAGGAGGGAGUCCCAGGGUCGGCCAUUUCCGGCAUUCCAACCCUAGAUUGGGGGAAAAGCUUCUAUACUUUCUUCUCUCGUCCUUAAGAGGGCCCGUCCAAUCUGCCAAGGAUUUCGAUAAGGUGUGGCCCAUUUACGAUUCUGCUCAGUCCCGAGAUUUUCGUAAG